Molecule: messenger RNA, 837 nt
Organism: Fragaria vesca subsp. vesca
Lineage: Eukaryota; Viridiplantae; Streptophyta; Magnoliopsida; Rosales; Rosaceae
Product: agamous-like MADS-box protein AGL80-like
Exons: 1
Coding region: 1-837 (278 amino acids)
Biological process (GO): positive regulation of transcription by RNA polymerase II
Molecular function (GO): protein dimerization activity; DNA-binding transcription factor activity, RNA polymerase II-specific; RNA polymerase II cis-regulatory region sequence-specific DNA binding
Source: RefSeq, a predicted model, not a curated record
AUGACUAGAAAGAAGGUGAAACUUGCCUUCAUCACUAAUGACAGUGCUCGAAAAGCUACAUAUAAGAAAAGGAAGAAGGGUCUUAUGAAGAAGGUGACUGAACUCACCACCCUUUGUGACAUUGAUGCUUGUGCUAUUAUCUACAGCCCUUAUGACUCCCAGCCUGAAGUCUGGCCUUCCCCGUUGGGAGUCCAUCGCGUGCUUGCGUAUUUCAAGACCAUGCCGGAAAUGGAGCAAAGCAAGAAGAUGAUGAAUCAGGAGAGUUUCCUGAGGCAAAGAAUCAACAAGGCUCAUGAACAGCUCAAGAAGCAAAAGAAAGACAACCGAGAAAUGGAGAUGGCGCGCAUCAUGUUCCAAAGCCUAACUGGUAAUAACUCUCUCCAAGGCUUGACCCUCUCAGACCUGACUGAUCUCAACUGGGUCAUUGACCAACACCAGAAAGAGUUACAACUAAGGAUGAAGAACAUCAAGGAGGAGGUUGUGAAGAGCAAGCACCAGGUGCAAGGGGUGAAGAAUAAUGGAGAGGGCAGCAGUAACAGCAUGGCGAUGAAGAGUGACGAAGAGGGCAGCAACAUGCAUGCUGCCAUGGGCAGGGAAGCUUUUGAUCACAUGCAUAACAUGGAGGCAAUGCAGUUCCAGAUGAUGCAGGUGCCGGCUCAGAAGGAACCCUUGUUCAUGGACCUGAUGAAUGCGCUACCUCCACCACCACAGCCACAUCCAGAUCACCAUCAACAUAUGGGAUUUACAGGGGAGGAUAUGAUGCUUCCCUUCGCAGAGCAAAGCCACAGUAUCAUGUGGCCAAAUCCUCCUCCUGCUAAUGGCUUUAAUUUUCCUUGA